UGGUACAGCCUAUCCCCCGCUACAAGAAGUUAACUCUACUGGUCUUCUUGUUUACAAAUUUGACAUAGCGUGUAACCCCACUUUUCCAAGACCACUUUAAUUGCAGUUAAUUGUAAUUAUAAAAAGAAAACACCGAUCACAUUUAACAACUGCACCAUUACUUGACUAAUUUUGGUAAACUGCAAUUUAGACAAUUUUAGGGGUGAGCAAAUACUUUUGCUCUUAGAUGCCAAGUGUUAAAGAUGAAUCUGAGCCUGAUGGCGAAGAAAUGUCACAUGAUAGCAACAACAGUGACCAAAGCUCUGGUUCCUGUGAUAGCAGUGCAGAUCAUAGUGAUAGCGAUGAUUCUUCUGAGAUGGAUGACGAUGAAUGUGAAAGGAGGAAAAAUGAAUGCAUAGAAAAUCUUCUCGAUCUUGAGAGACAAUUCUCUCUUUUAAAAGAACAGCUUUAUCGAGAACGAAUUACUCAAGUUGAUACAAAACUGGGUGAAGUAAGAGUUGGAAAAUCCGAAGAAUAUUUGGUACCUUUAGAACGCCUCAAAGAAAACAUGAAAACAAAAACUGAAGUUGCUGGUGUGUUGAAGCAAUUGCGAUUACAAAAUAUUCAAAAUAAGUUUUUGGCUGAAGAGCAGGCAGCAUUGCAAAAUUUUCAAAGUGAAAAAGAACUCGUUUGGGAUGCAAUUCACAGUGAUCUUCAAGAAAAAAUAAGACGAUUAGAAGAGGAUCGCAAUAACGUAGAUAUUCAUGCUGACUUGUGGUUGAAUUCUAGUGGCAAAAGAAGAAAAAGCCAUAACGAAAAGAAACGGGCUAUUCCUGUUGCUGGCCCUUAUAUUGUCUACAUGCUAAACGAUGUUGAUAUUCUCGCAGAUUGGGCGCACAUUAAAAAAAGUAUUGGUAGCAGAAAAGUUGAAAUCAUAUAAGCUGCCAGAAUAAGUAAAAAUUUACUAAAAAAUUGAAAGUGAAAGUGAAAAAGCAAAUUUAUGGUAUAUGGAUAAAAUAACAUAUUUUAUUCAUAGUUUCUAAAAGUUGAUUAUGUUUCUAACUUAGAUAUUGUUCACGAUUAUCGAUGUUGUAUUAUAACUAGACCUUAAUAUUUAAGAAUUUUGUAAUAAAUACCACUUGUGGAGUAUU
Messenger RNA from Aphidius gifuensis, 1130 nucleotides. RefSeq names its product breast cancer metastasis-suppressor 1-like protein (gene Brms1). Gene Ontology annotation, cellular component: Sin3-type complex. The transcript has 3 exons. The record is from RefSeq and is a predicted model, not a curated record. Lineage: Eukaryota; Metazoa; Arthropoda; Insecta; Hymenoptera; Braconidae. The coding region runs from base 227 to 919 and encodes 230 amino acids. Gene Ontology annotation, molecular function: histone deacetylase binding. Gene Ontology annotation, biological process: negative regulation of transcription by RNA polymerase II.